Arabidopsis arenosa is the source of this 323-nucleotide messenger RNA. Lineage: Eukaryota; Viridiplantae; Streptophyta; Magnoliopsida; Brassicales; Brassicaceae. The record is from the annotation of a GenBank genome assembly.
AUCACAAAGCGAAAAAGAAAGAAGAACUGAGAGAUCAGCAAUGGGGAGCUUAAGAGUGAGCACAGUUGUUGUUAUUGCAGUAGUGGUUUGUUUCUCCAUCCUCCUCAUAUCUCCUACAGGGAGCGGUGCUGAAACGGAAAGCAUGUGAUUGCAGAUGAUAGAAAACGACGUCGCUUUGUAAUUUGUAGUGUGUGUGUUUUUGCUAUUUGCAUGUUUAUGCUUUUAUUUCACAUCCUAUGUUUUGAGUUUUUGCCUUCGUACUUUGUUGUUGUGCUUCUGUUUGUUUUGCGUUGUCAAGUCUCCAAUAAAGUUGUGGUGUUUCC